AGCUCCCCCUUAGCUGGCCCGCUGGCCUCCACUACUUUAUGACAAACAGCCUACUUUAUCGACGAUGUCAGUGUCGUGGCUGUCUCUGACUUAAUAGGCCUUACAAUUUCAUAUUUAACGGUGCUUAUUAUUUUUUCGUGUGGCCACCAUGGAGCCGUCCGCGCCGAAAAGUAAGCUAAAAAAGCUGAGUGAGGAUAGUUUGACCAAACAGCCAGAGGAAGUGUUUGAUGUUCUGGAGAAACUAGGUGAAGGCUCCUAUGGCAGCGUAUUUAAGGCCAUUCAUAAGGAGUCGGGGCAGGUCGUUGCCAUUAAGCAGGUUCCUGUGGAGUCUGAUCUUCAGGAAAUCAUCAAGGAGAUCUCCAUCAUGCAGCAAUGUGACAGCCCUUAUGUUGUAAAAUACUACGGAAGUUAUUUCAAGAACACAGACCUGUGGAUCGUCAUGGAAUACUGUGGAGCUGGAUCUGUUUCAGACAUUAUCAGGCUCCGAAGCAAAACGCUAACAGAAGAUGAGAUUGCCACCAUCCUGAAGUCAACCCUCAAGGGUCUUGAAUAUCUUCAUUUUAUGAGAAAGAUCCAUCGUGACAUCAAGGCAGGGAACAUCCUUCUCAACACCGAGGGUCAUGCCAAACUGGCUGACUUUGGAGUUGCAGGACAAUUAACGGACACAAUGGCAAAAAGAAACACUGUGAUUGGUACUCCGUUCUGGAUGGCUCCAGAGGUGAUCCAGGAGAUCGGCUACAACUGUGUAGCAGACAUCUGGUCUCUGGGCAUCACAUCCAUAGAAAUGGCAGAGGGUAAACCUCCUUAUGCUGACAUCCACCCUAUGAGAGCGAUAUUUAUGAUCCCCACCAACCCUCCUCCUACGUUUAGGAAGCCAGAGCAUUGGUCGGAUGAAUUCACAGACUUUGUCAAGAAGUGUUUGGUCAAAAACCCUGAGCAGAGAGCAACUGCAACACAGCUUCUACAGCAUCCAUUCAUCAGCCAGGCUAAACCCGUCACAAUCCUUAGAGAUCUGAUAACUGAAGCCAUGGAUAUGAAAGCCAAAAGGCAGCAGGAGCAGCAGAGAGAGCUGGAGGAGGAGGAGGAUAACUCUGAGGAAGAGACAGAGAUGGACUCGCAUACGAUGGUGAAGUCGGGCUCUGAGGGGGCAGGGACCAUGCGGGCCACCAGUACCAUGAGCGAUGGGGCCCAGACCAUGAUUGAACAUGGCAGCACCAUGCUGGAGUCAGAUCUGGGGACUAUGGUCAUUAAUAGUGAUGACGAAGAAGACGAGGUAGACCAGGGUUCAAUGAGAAGGAAUGCCACCCCCCAGCAGCCCAUACGUCCUUCCUUUAUGGACUACUUUGAUAAGCAGCAGGAGAACUACAACCACAAUCAGCCUCCGGAGCAGCCUGGCUACCACAUCCAGUCCAAAAAUGUCUUCCCUGAUAACUGGAAGGUUCCACAGGAUGGAGACUUUGACUUUUUAAAGAACCUGGACUUUGAGGAGCUGCAGCUGCGCCUCAGUGCCUUGGAUCCCAUGAUGGAGCGGGAGAUUGAGGAGCUCAGGCAGCGCUACACUGCCAAGAGGCAACCCAUCCUGGAUGCAAUGGAUGCUAAAAAGCGAAGACAACAGAACUUUUAAGGGCUCCCCCCCCAAACACCUGUUCCUUUCCCAACGCCAGCAACAAACUUCUGCGCCAGCAGGAGAACCAGACCACCAUGUUGUUCUUAUCUAGAUCCUCUCUAUUGUCCUAACCACUAAAUGAAGUGAGAUGCUGCUUCCUAAAUGUCAUCUCUGCUGUUUUCUGGUCAACACUUCUCAGAAUUGUGGGCAAAAAAAAAAGAGAAGUGACCCAGGGGCCAUCUUAAAAAGGAAUUUCCUCUUUCCUCAGAAAACUGGCAGCCAUGUCAUUCAUAGCGUCCACUGGGAGUCACCGUCAGCAUGUAAGGAAGUCAGUCCUCCAGCUGUGGAUGCAGCAGAUUUAAUGAAGUGCUCCCCCUCCCCCACCUCAGUCUUUUUACUUCUAAUGUAAAUAUAACACAGAGCCUAGUUUGGAAAUAACCUCCAUUAGAUGUUGUGGUGGAGGUUCAUCCAUGACCAAAGACAAUCAGAAUUAUGCUGACAGUGAGAAUGCCUUAAAAAAAAAGCGAUGUAAUAAAAGUAAACAGACUGUUCUGAAAACUACAGAAGCUGUAAAGGAAACAAUGUGGUUCAGCUUAUGUAUACUCCACUUGAACCAUGAGAACUCCACAAGCUUUGGUUUUGAAUUCAUUUAAGAUGUUUUGGUUUUCUUUCACCUUCUGCAUUAACAGACUCCAUGUAUCUUAGUGCCUCUUAGGUCAAAUACAAACGCAUCAUUCUUUUAGCUUACAGUGACAUUUACUAUUUAAAAUGAAAAUAAAAAGUUUAGCCAGAGUUGGACGACAUGAAAACAAAAAAACCUUUCCUGACUGUUGUAAAGCUAUUGCUGGUUAAAAAUAUUCUGAAGUUGUUUGUUUUCUAAGAAUCUUCCUCUUUAUAAUCAUGGUUUCAAGGCACCCAAACUAAACGGUUAUGGACCCAGUACGUCCCUCUUUGUCAUUUUGCAUACUUUCCCUGCAGCAAUAAUGCUUCAUCUGUUUUUGUAUUUAUUAUUUUGAUGUCAGUGAAGGAACAUUUUUAAAGACUUUUUAAGCAUGGAACCUGUUUGCACAGAAGCCUUUGGCUCCAUUUCUACAAAAAAAUAAGGUUUCUGUGCUUAAAGAGUCAGAUAUAAAAUAAAUAAUUGCUCAGAAAAUGGAAGCUGCAGUGCAGCAGAGAUUUGUCUUCUGCCGCCAUUAUGACAGAAGGCAGUGAUGCAUCCAUUGUUUAUAAGGGUUCCUCUUAACCCUCAUGCACUAACAAGUAGUAGCACCACUUAAAAAAUAGAGCUAAUGCUAAAUUAUCAAUAUUAGGGAUGCAUCAAUUUAUUGGCUACAGAUCAGAAUGGAUCACCUUUAAAACAAAAUCAAAUUUCUUCCUCGCUCAUUGAAAGCAACAAAACCCAGUAGCUUUGAUACACACUUUAUAAUGAUAUUAUUGUUGCACAAUAUUAAAAAAUUAAUCCAAAUUCUCCUGUUUUCUGCUUGUAAUGAUCUGUUAGCAACUUUUGCCGUUAGGUGAUAUAGCCUGGAGCGACCUAACAGGAUGUUACCAUGUUUCUUUAUGUAUAUGGAAUAUCAUAGCCAUAAAAGAUUUGAUAUUAAUAAUUUUAUUCACUGAUGUGAUGACUCAAACUAUAAAGAACAUUUAAGGCCCUAUAAUGCAUAACUGGUAAUAACGGGAUUCUUUAACUCUGUUGGAUUCCAUUCAAUCUCUAUCAAAGAAGCUGCAUUUUUUUCAUUUUGCUUUGACUAUAUCACCCUGAUUGGUGCAUCUCUAAAAUUUUAUCUUGACUUUUUGAAAAUUUCAAGCUAAACCUUCAAAACGAAAAACGUUUUCAAGUGUUUGAUUCCAUAUAUAAUUGCUGUCUAUGCUUUGAUGGUUGCCUUUUGUUCAGCUUGAGAUUGUCUCCAUUCUUAAUGUCAACAUUGACCCUGACUGAAAAAAAACUGUAAAAGUCCAUCACUUUUAAAUUUUUUCCAGGUUUCUGUUACAUAUGAAUGUGGAUGUCCUUAUUUUAAGUGAACAUCUCUGUUACAACGUCUCACUGACUUAUCUGCACUAAGCAGACAAUUGUUCAACUGUUUGGAUCGGUACUAGAUCAUGUAAACCAUAACUGCAUAAAAAAAAGAAAUGAGAAUCAAGUAAUUUUGAACCUUUUUAAGUUUGCUCUGCUUUGAAUUGCACAGAAAAUGACUCUAUUUCUGUAACAACCUUUAUCAAGUGGGAAAUUUCCGCCACCCUUCCUGGGCCAAACAGCUGUUUUGAUCUGUCUUUCCAACUAUGCAUGUGUAGCUUUGUUUAGGACUCCUU
Cyprinodon variegatus (sheepshead minnow) is the source of this 3916-nucleotide messenger RNA. RefSeq names its product serine/threonine kinase 3 (gene stk3). Gene Ontology annotation, biological process: protein tetramerization; regulation of MAPK cascade; intracellular signal transduction. Gene Ontology annotation, cellular component: cytoplasm. The coding region runs from base 149 to 1624 and encodes 491 amino acids. The record is from RefSeq and is a predicted model, not a curated record. NCBI's taxonomy places the organism in Eukaryota, Metazoa, Chordata, Actinopteri, Cyprinodontiformes, Cyprinodontidae. The transcript is spliced from 11 exons. Gene Ontology annotation, molecular function: protein serine/threonine kinase activity; ATP binding.